CUGAUUUCAGUAGAAGAGAAGCUGAAGAGUAGUUGAACUGCUGUGUGUUUCUGUAUUCAUUCAGUAAAAUGGAAGAAGACAGAAUUUCAGUGGAUCAAAAGGAGUUUGUGUGUUCAGUGUGUCUGGAUCUCCUGAAGGAUCCAGUGGCCAUUCCCUGUGGACACAGUUACUGUAAGAGCUGUAUUACAGACUGCUGGGAUCAGGAGGAUCAGAAGAGAGUCUACAGCUGCCCUCAGUGCAGACAGACCUUCAGUCCAAGACCUGCUUUAGCUAGAAACACCAUGCUGGCUGAAGUGGUGGAGAAACUGAAGAAGACCAGACUCUCUGCUGACUGUGACGCUGGAGCUGAAGAUGUGCAGUGUGACGUCUGUACUGGAAGAAAAUACAAAGCUGUCAAGUCCUGUCUGGUGUGUCUGAACUCUUACUGUCAGAAUCACCUCGAACAACAUGAGAGUUUGUUUAAAGGAAAGUUGCACAAAGUGACUGAUGCCACUGGACGACUGCAGGAGAUGAUCUGUCAGAAACAUGAGAAGAUCCUCGAGGUUUUCUGUCGCACUGACCAGAAAUGUAUAUGUGUGCUGUGUACGAUGGAUGAACAUAAAAACCAUGACAUUAUACAAGCUGCAGCACAGAGGACAGAGAAACAGAAGCAGCUGAAGGAGACGCAGAAGACGCUCCAGCAGAGAAUCCAGCAGAGAGAGAAAGAUCUUCAGCAGCUGAGAGAGACUGUGGAGUCUCAUAAGCGCUCUGCACAGACAGCAGUGGAGGACAGUGAGAGGAUCUUUACUGAGCUCAUCCGCUCCAUUGAGAGAAGCCGCUCUGAGCUAAUACGACUGAUCAGAGAUCAGGAAAAGACUGCAGUGAGUCGAGCUGAAGAACGACUGGAGCGACUGGAGCAGGAGAUCAAUGAUCUGAGCAGGAGAGACGCUGAGCUGGAGCAGCUUUCACACACACAGCAUCACAUCCAGUUCCUGCAGAGUUUCCAGUCUCUCUCAGCACCUCCUGAAUCUACAAACGUAAAUGACAAUCUCUUCAGUUCCCUCGUCUCUGUUGAUGAUCUGAGAGAAUCUGUCCAUCAGCUGAGAGACAAACUGGAGAAUUUCUGCAAAGAGGAGCUCAAGAAGAUCUCAGACAGAGAUUCCCAUCAGCUCACUCUGGAUCUGAACACAGUGAAUAAACGACUCCUUCUGUCUGAGAACAACAGAGUGAUUACCAACACUGGCACAGAUCAGCCGUAUCCUGAUCAUCCAGACAGAUUUGAUGAGUGGUCACAGGUGUUGUGUAGAGAGAGUGUGUGUGGACGCUGUUACUGGGAGAUUGAGUGGAGUGGAGAUGUGUAUAUAUCAGUGUCAUAUAAGAGCAUCAGCAGGAAGGGAUAUGGUAAUAAGUGUUUGUUUGGAUAUAACGAUCAGUCCUGGAGUUUGUUCUGCUCUCCUUCCAGAUACUCAUUUAUACACAAUAACACAGAGACUGCUCUCACUGUGAAGUCCAUCAGCAGUAGAAUAGGAGUGUUUGUGGAUCACAGUGCAGGAACUCUGUCCUUCUACAGCGUCUCUGACACAAUGAGCCUCAUCCACACAGUCCAGACCACAUUCACUCAGACGCUCUGUCCUGGGUUUUGGGUUUGUAUCGGAUCAUCAGUGAAACUGUGUUGAUGAAUCAGAAUAGACUGACAAGAGUUUCUACCCAUAAUGCUUUGAGCUGCAUGAUGAAUCAGUAACAGUGAGAUGUUAUUGAGUCUCUUCUCUUCUCUUCAUGACAUUAAUACUCCAGCUGAACUUUUGUCAGUGAAAUAACAUGUCAGAAUAAAUGUGUGUAAUAAAUCCUCAUAUCCAUCUUUUUCUUCAACGUGGAAGUAAGCAUAUGAGCGGACUGCCAGGUCAUUAACCUCUUUAGGUAAAUACGACAAGAAUGGAGGGGUGAAAACUUUUGAACACGAUGAAGAGGGCCAAAUUUUUCUUAUUUUGUUGAAAUAUAAUUUUUUACCAUUUGGUUCUGCCCUUCAUAAGCAACAGAAGAUACUCGUAUGUUUCCCGGAACACAAAUUAAGUACAAUUUACCUUGAUCUUCAAAUUCCAAAAGUUUUCACCCCCCCAGCUCUUAAUGCAUC
Messenger RNA from Cyprinus carpio (common carp), 2110 nucleotides. Its product is annotated as tripartite motif-containing protein 16-like. Bases 69 to 1655 code for a protein of 528 amino acids. The transcript has 5 exons. The record is from RefSeq and is a predicted model, not a curated record. Gene Ontology annotation, molecular function: protein binding; zinc ion binding. NCBI's taxonomy places the organism in Eukaryota, Metazoa, Chordata, Actinopteri, Cypriniformes, Cyprinidae.